AUGUCUCAGCUACAGCUUCAAACGGAAGCUAUCGAGCCAGAUGAAGACGAUCUUAAAUUAUUUCAUGUCGUUCACGAUUAUGUACAAUCGAAUUCUCCUCAUGCCCUCUCGGACGCCGUAGAAAAACUGAACUCUCUCUACGCCAUGUCGCUGACUGCCGAAGAACUAAGCCAGAGAAAGGCCCAGCUGGCAGAGACAAUGGAGGAAGGGGAGGAGAGUAUUGAAGACGCACUCGAUGAGUACUUGGAAAACCGCUGGCGAGGAUUCCACUUAUGGUUCUGGGAUGAAAUCUGCAAAAUUGCAUGGCAGAUUCCAUAUACGGAUUGCGCUCAGGAUAAGCUGGUCGAGCUCGUGAAGGCUCUCAAAACAUCACCGUGGCAGCCGAUCAUACAUACAAAGCACGAACAACUUGGCUCAUUUCCAUUAUGGUUGAACAGUAGUUCCGAGUUCCCCAAAAUAUUUCGAGCCUUAUCUGAUGGAAAUGAUAUGAAGGCCGACGAGGAGGGAUGGGAUUCGGAUUCUCGAAACCGGCGUCAAUUGAACCUGCGAGGAUUCGGUGCACGCUUGAUGGGCAGUGGUGCAAUGGGAGGUAUCGAGUUUCUUUGUAUAUGGGACGUGGCAAAGUGUCUGGAGGGGACAUAUCAAAUUGAGGGCCAAAAAUCAGGUUUUGCUUUCAGUUGGGGAGCUAAGGACGCCCGGUUUAGUAGCAACCCCGCGACCGAUGCCGACCUUGCACUCCACGUCGCUGAAGCCGCCGAGUGGAUCAGGCAUGGUGGUCGCCAUCUAUAUGGUUCCUAUGAGUAUCAGGCUUAUGCAGGAGGACCGCUGUGGGACGAAAAGCCUCGGGAUGAAAAGGGACGGAAGUACGCCUUAUGUCCGGAAAGGUGGGCACUAUGGAAGAGCCGAUUUGAAGAGUUUAGCAAGCACCCCGAGGUCGACCGGAAUACUAGAAGUAAAUCAACAGAAAUACACCAGCUGAUUGAGGAAAUUGAGGCAGAGCACGGGAAGGUUUGGAAGACAAAAUUUUGA
Molecule: messenger RNA, 1029 nt
Organism: Xylona heveae TC161
Lineage: Eukaryota; Fungi; Ascomycota; Xylonomycetes; Xylonales; Xylonaceae
Exons: 2
Coding region: 1-1029 (342 amino acids)
Source: RefSeq, a predicted model, not a curated record